Oryza brachyantha (malo sina) is the source of this 694-nucleotide messenger RNA. Its product is annotated as mini zinc finger protein 1-like. Bases 101 to 403 code for a protein of 100 amino acids. Gene Ontology annotation, biological process: regulation of developmental process; regulation of DNA-templated transcription. NCBI's taxonomy places the organism in Eukaryota, Viridiplantae, Streptophyta, Magnoliopsida, Poales, Poaceae. The transcript has a single exon. The record is from RefSeq and is a predicted model, not a curated record. Gene Ontology annotation, cellular component: nucleus. Gene Ontology annotation, molecular function: transcription cis-regulatory region binding; DNA-binding transcription factor activity.
AAAGCCGUGGAUACCAAAGCUUUUCCAUUCCUCUCCUCUUCUCCUCGCCACCUAACGUCGUUGAGGCUCGCCGGCGGCAAAGCAAGGUGAUCGAUCAGCCAUGGGGCCUCAGCAAAACCGGUCGGCGGCCAAGCCGUACGCCAACGGCACGGCGGCGCCGGCGCCGGGGAGGAAGGAGAACAAGGUGGUGCGGUACAGGGAGUGCCAGCGCAACCACGCCGCCAGCAUCGGCGGCCACGCCGUCGACGGCUGCCGCGAGUUCAUGGCGUCGGGCGCGGACGGCACCGCCGCCGCGCUCCUCUGCGCCGCCUGCGGCUGCCACCGCAGCUUCCACAGGCGGGAGGUCGAGGCCGCCGCCGAAUGCGACUGCUCCUCCGACACCUCCUCCGGCGCCCGCCGGUGAUCGCCGCGAAUUGGUUCGGCUUCAGACUCGUGCGAGUAGAUCAGGAAUUCAGGAUCAGCAGGUAAGGUAUUUGCAUUGAAAGGAUUCGGUGGAUGAAUCUGAUUGUGUAUGAACCGAUUAAAGCUAAAAAUUUCUUCUUUUUUUCAUAUUUGAUUUUUUGGUGAAUUGAUCGUGUGUAAUGUAACAUACAUGUUGGAACAAUAUAUACAUAUGUAACUGGUGUUUGCGUGUACAGAUUAUUCAGAUGAACAUCUUAAUUAUAUUCUGUAAAAACUGUGCUUUUUUUGUGUC